Messenger RNA from Poecilia latipinna (sailfin molly), 1650 nucleotides. RefSeq names its product glycosyltransferase-like protein LARGE1. Gene Ontology annotation, biological process: protein O-linked glycosylation via mannose. The record is from RefSeq and is a predicted model, not a curated record. Gene Ontology annotation, molecular function: xylosyltransferase activity; glucuronosyltransferase activity. The coding region runs from base 111 to 1190 and encodes 359 amino acids. NCBI's taxonomy places the organism in Eukaryota, Metazoa, Chordata, Actinopteri, Cyprinodontiformes, Poeciliidae. Gene Ontology annotation, cellular component: Golgi apparatus. The transcript has 6 exons.
CUACAGGAGCACAUUAUUUGAAACUGUAACAUAAUCCUGUAUGUUUUUGCAUUUUUUUAGGGGUUAUUUUACUUCUCCUGGAUCGGUUACGGAAGGUCAGAUGGGAGCAGAUGUGGAGACUGACUGCAGAAAGAGAACUAAUGAGCAUGCUGUCCACCUCAUUGGCAGACCAGGACAUCUUUAAUGCAGUGAUCAAGCAGAACCCGUUCCUUGUUUACCAGCUGCCCUGCUAUUGGAACGUUCAACUGUCAGACCACACUCGCUCUGAAAAAUGCUACAAAGAUGUAUCAGACCUGAAGGUGAUCCACUGGAACUCCCCCAAGAAGCUACGAGUCAAAAAUAAGCAUGUUGAGUUCUUUCGAAAUCUUUAUCUUACUUUUCUGGAGUAUGAUGGUAACCUGCUGCGACGGGAGCUGUUUGGCUGUCCAAGCGAGGCUGACCCCAACAGUGAAAAUCUGCAAAAGACUCUUUCCGAGCUUGAUGAAGAUGACCCCUGUUAUGAAUUUCGGCGAGAGAGAUUUACAGUUCAUCGAACACAUCUUUACUUUCUCCACUAUGAGUAUGAACCCAGUUCUGACCAAAGUGAUGUCACUCUUGUUGCCCAGCUAUCUAUGGACAGGCUCCAGAUGUUAGAGGCUAUCUGUAAGCACUGGGAAGGCCCCAUCAGUUUGGCCCUAUACCUUUCAGAUGCUGAGGCACAGCAGUUCCUGCGAUAUGCACAGGGAUCUGAGGUGCUGAUGGGCCGCGGAAAUGUAGGUUACCAUGUAGUCUACAAAGAGGGGCAAUUCUAUCCGGUCAAUCUCCUGCGAAACGUUGCCAUGCAGCAAGUCAACACAAACUAUAUGUUCCUAUCAGACAUUGAUUUCCUCCCCAUGUAUGGCCUCUAUGAGUAUCUCAGGAAAUCAGUGGUACAGCUUGACAUGGCCAACACCAAAAAAGCCCUAGUAGUUCCAGCCUUUGAGACUCUGCGAUAUCGCCUCUCCUUCCCGAAGUCUAAGGCAGAAUUACUCUCCCAGCUGGACAUGGGCACACUCUUCACCUUUAGGUGUGAAACAGAAACACUUAUAUUAUUUCUUGUCAUGUUUAAGUGUUACUGCAAGCAGCUUUACUUCUCCUUUACUUUUAUUAAAAAAUAUAGCAUGGAAACAUUUUUGUCCAGCAUCUCAGAAAGCAUAGGCGUAACUUCCUGAAGGACUAGUGUGGACAUGUCCCCACCAACUUUGGCAUGAAGGGGACAAUCCCCACCAAUAUUUCCUGCACCUUUUUUUUCUAAUGUGCCUUCAUCUAUGUAACUUGGUAUAGAUGCCGAGUUACAUACACGUUGUAUUCAAAGCAUUUACAGACAGGUAAUGCUUUUUAAAAUUCCUUUGUAAAACGUAAAUGGCAAGUCCUGGGGCUCAGUGCUCUAGUGGAUUGGACAUAACGUGUCACAUGCGCUAUUGCUUUACAUUGAGUCAGGAAUAUCGGUGGUCGGGGAAAUGACACAAUCAAACAAAGAAUCUGAGAAGGGGACGCAAAGUUUUGAUAUCGUCAACACUACGAUAGCAAGAUAACAAGGUCCAAAGGGAUCACAUUUCACAGGUCAGUAAAAAGCUUUAAUUAAAAAAUAUAUAUAUAAAGAAAGUGGAGAGUAGAUUAGUUAUGCUAGGU